ACCAACCAUGUGUCUUAAGCUCUUAAAAGAGUAGGUGUUCAAAGCCAAGCAGUUCUGAGUGAUUAGAGUCUAGCACUCCAGCUCCAGCUGAAGUUGAUCCUGGGUCAGGAUGGUGUUUGAAGAAAGAUCAGAGUCAGGAGGAUGCCAACAGAAGCCAAGCUCAGGUGCCUGCUGCCUCUGUCCCCUAGAAGACCCAAGCAGACAGAGUUCACCAGGCUCUCAGUGCCCCCAGAAAGUGGCAGCCUUGACCCCCAGUCUGAGUUCUGGGUUCUGGUCAUUACCAGCAACAAACCUUGUCAGUCAAGAAUGCUAGGAUGGGAGGAUAUGGUCCCUGCCACCAGGCAUGCUGAUUCUGUGGGAGAGUGAGGGCAGCCACGGCAACAGCAGAGAGACCUGAGCUCUGAAGGGCUUCAGCCAAGGGCCCCAGCCCCUUCCAGGGAUGGAGUAUUUCUUGGCAGAAGCCAGUAUUCAUAGGAUUAGAGCUUUGCAAAGUGGGAGCAGGGAGGGCUGAGCACAGAGCAGGAGGAAUGCGCAGUGGCAGAUAAAUUCAGAUCAUUCUUGGGGUCUGGAGAUCCCCAAAGGUGAACGCCUUGAGAGCCAGACCUUAUGGCUGAAGUUAACCCUAUCCAGGCCACAGGGGAUAGGCCUAGUUCAACACCUAAAGGAGCCACUGAGGACAGCUGGAGCGAAGACACAAGUCAGCAGCACCUCUCUGCCGCCUCCCUCCCACUUCCCCUCUCCCUCCCCUUCAGAUGAAUGGCCAGAAGGGCCCAGACUAUGAGGGGUAGGGGGAGAAAUGAAAAGAAAAGGGGCAAAAAUAAGAGAGCUGACGAUGGGCAUCCAAGCGUUGUAAGAGUUUUGGAAAUGAAGGAUCUGGAGGGAGAAUUGGUCAAUGGAUGCGUCAGCCUCCGAGCUGUACUCAGAGGACGGGGACAAAGACGGGUCUGUGUACUUGGCCAAACUUGAAAGGAAUAGGUUGGUCGUCUUAGAGCCCCUGGGACCCGGCCUGGGCUUCCCCACGAGGGGUCUGUCGCCACCCCCCCCCCCAGGCGGGGGGGCUCGGGCCCGCGCACUACCCGUGGUGAGACGGCGCCGCGCCAGGCGGCGCUGGAGGCGGGCGGGCGGGCGAGCACCUCCGUCGCCCUUUCCCUCCUUCCCCGCUUCUCCCGCCAGAGUGAGAGGCCUGUGUCUGGCAGGGGAACGAGCGUCCCGCCCCCGGUCCCGGGUCUGGGCCGCCAAGCGGACAUCAGGACAUCACGAAGGGGCGGGCGGCUCCCGGGGCAGCCCCGCCGCCCCGCUCGGUGCGCCCGCCCCCGGGAGCCGGACGUGGCGCCUCCCCCGCGGCGGCGGGAGCUGGGAGGUGGGGUCGGGAGCCCGAACCCGGGGCUCUGAUGUCACCGCGCGGCCGCCAGCGCCCGGGAGCGCGUCUCGGGCUGGAGCUCAGGUCCCGGCGCAUGUCCUGAGCCCUACUUCCCUGACGGUGAACCCAACAGGAAAGGCCGAGAAAUGCACUGGCCAACGGCCAUCCGCUCUCCCAGAGUCCCCGUGGCCCCGCACUACUGCUGCUCCGCGUGAUUUUGUCGCCCCCACCGGGCCCGUGCCUCUCUUAUCCCUGGAGCCCCUCGACUCAGCUUGA
Molecule: messenger RNA, 1636 nt
Organism: Phacochoerus africanus (Common warthog)
Lineage: Eukaryota; Metazoa; Chordata; Mammalia; Artiodactyla; Suidae
Product: translation initiation factor IF-2-like
Exons: 2
Coding region: 893-1636 (247 amino acids)
Source: RefSeq, a predicted model, not a curated record